CAUGUACGAGUUAUGACCUGACGAUAGCGCUUCAUUGUUAUCUCACUUUUUGGCUUCUUGCUGCCGUUUUCUUUCUUUGUCUUGUGUCUGGUGUUCUAUGACCCACCGCGCAUAUUAUUUCCAUGAUGAUGAUAUGAUUACGUCCUCUGUUUUUCUGCGUGCAAUGAACGAGUCUAUGCGACUUGGGGAUGAGCCUAUAAGACUUGGGGGUUUGGGUUAUGUUCUACGUACCUUAUUUACCCUACUUUGUAUCAUUAAUACAGUCGCAGCUAUUGGCUUCUCUGGCUUCGGCUUUGGCUUUCGGGCAUAGCACGUAUAUUAACCUGUCAAUCGCUGCAUGAUAAUAACAAUACGUC
This is a messenger RNA of Aspergillus heteromorphus CBS 117.55, 356 nucleotides long. RefSeq lists its product as uncharacterized. The transcript has a single exon. Bases 98 to 310 code for a protein of 70 amino acids. NCBI's taxonomy places the organism in Eukaryota, Fungi, Ascomycota, Eurotiomycetes, Eurotiales, Aspergillaceae. The record is from RefSeq and is a predicted model, not a curated record.